This is a messenger RNA of Lottia gigantea (owl limpet), 8784 nucleotides long. RefSeq lists its product as hypothetical. Lineage: Eukaryota; Metazoa; Mollusca; Gastropoda; Lottiidae. Bases 1 to 8784 code for a protein of 2927 amino acids. The record is from RefSeq and is a predicted model, not a curated record. The transcript is spliced from 6 exons.
AUGUUUGUAUUAUUCUAUUUCAGAGAGAGUUCUGUGGAGAGCCAAGUAUCAGAUAUUUCUCAAAUCUCAUCAGCUUCUACCAGCAGACUGCAAACCAAACAUGGAAUGAAGGGAACUAAAGGGUCCAGUAAAACAACUUCAAAUACUAAAAAGAUUGCUAAGAGCAAAGCUGAAGUGAAAGGAACUGAAGUAAAUAACCCAAGGGAAAGUUCAGUAGAGAGCCAGGCAUCUGAUAUUUCUCAUGUUUCAUCUGUAUCUACUAGUCAACUACCAACUAGACCACGUAUUGCAGGAGUUGCUGUUUCUCAUAAAACCACAUCAAAGACAGUUAAGACCACAAAAGUCACUUCUAAGACUAAAACUGGAAAAUUAGAGGAGAGAAAUUUACGGUUUUGUCAGAUGCAGAUUUAUAAUUUAUUCUUUGUGAGCAAAAUAAUUUCCUAUAUCCAAAAAAAUAUCAGUGAUGAAACAGGAUCUAUAAAUUUUCAUUUUUUUCCCAGAGAAAGUUCAGUCGAAAGCCAAGCCUCUGAUAUCUCCCAUAUAUCAUCUGUGUCUACCAGUCGCCUACCAGCUAGACAGGGAAACCUGAAAAUUACUGCUACUAAAACAAGGACCACUGUCCAAUCAGAGGAAACUUUUACAAGAGAAAGUUCAGUUGAGAGCCAGGCGUCUGAUAUUUCCCACAUUUCUUCAGCAUCAUCCAGUCGACUACCAACUAGACCUAGUACUAAAACCAUUAAAACAACAGCUAAAUCUGUUAGCAAUCAGGGUACAACAUCUACUGGAAAGUCGACUCUAAAACCUUCUGCUGGACGAGAAAUCACUUCAAAAAAUGUAGCUUCAAAAACCCUGACAACCAAAUCAAAAACUGGGUCUUUAGAACCAACCAAAACCACAUCUCAAGUGCGCUCUAAGAUUGCUGUCGCUGCCACGAAAGUGAUUGCAGUCAAGAAAUUUGAAAGUAAUCUGAAAGCCAGCAAGGAAAAGAAGAAGACCACAGUGAAUCUGAAACCACAGCUGAAGACAAAAUCUGACAAAAUGGGCAAUCAGUCAGACAGUUUAACGAAAUCAGGGUCUGAUAGUGAUACAGUAGUAAUCUUCAAUUCUAAUUUAGAACAUUUAUCAAUAGUUAAACCAGAUAACUCGACUGACAAUAGCGAUGGAAAACCUGUACGAACUAGUGAUAUAUCAGUGUCUUUGGAUAAUGGCAGUGUUAAUGGCAUACCAUCUAAUAGUGACAUUGGUAAUGUGACAUCAAAACAUGAUGUUCUCAACAAUAAUAAAAAAUCAAAAAGUGAUGCACUCAAUAACAGUGUGACGCCAAUAAAAGACAAAGUGAUUAAAAGUGACAGUAGUAAAACAAUAUUAUCAAAGAGAUCAUCAAGUUCGUCUAAUUCCAGUGUGACAUCAAACUCACCAUCCAAUAAUGAUAUAACAUUGGCCAGUGAAACUAAACGUAAUUAUUCACGGAAACUAGACAAUAAAUCAACGAGAGUUAAUCAGAAUUAUCAGAGUUGUGAGAUAACGGACACGGUGCUUAAUGAGAAUAUGAUUGAACAACAUAAUGAGAACUAUCAAUCUGGACUAAAUCCUAAUUCAGACAGAAAUUUUAAAACUAGUCGGGACAAUUUGUCGAAAAAUAAAACACAGAUAAAAAUGGGACAAACCUUGUGUAACAGUGAACUUUCUGAUAACAAUUUGAAUGCAAGUGAUGAAUGCCUUUUGGAGAAUUCAGAGAAUGAUUCCAGUGUUCAAAAUAAAACUAUGGAGAAAUUUAAAAGUGAUACAUUGAAGAAAUCAAAAGUUGCAACUAGUGGUUCAAAAUCUCUUUCAAUAUCGCCAGGUGUUCAUACCAAGAAAUCUAAAGUUCAGAAAAAAGAUGAAUGGAAACAUCAAUUGAAAUUAACCCAAAACACGAAAUCAGAUUCAAGUGGUACGAGUGGUUCCAUUCAGCAUGAAAGAACAUCUUCAGACAUUGAUAAUCUGGGUUUUGAAACCAAAUUAGAUCAUGUUCACGAGGGUGAGGAUAAUCAGACAACUGAGAGGGGAUUAGACAAACACCAGAGCCUGAAAAAUAUAGCAGUGGAUGGAAAGAGUCGAAGUGGAUUACCAGCUGAGUGCAGUGACUUUAUCAAAACAGAUUUAAAUUCUGAAAAAGAGUAUCAGGUAUUAAACCCUGGAUUUAGCAGUGAGUCAGAAAAUGUGAGACAAGUGAAAAUCAGUGAAUUUAAAUCAGACACCAACCAGACAGAUUUAUGGAGAGAAAACAUAGAUUUUAAGUCUGGAACGUCUGAUGAAAGUUUGUGUGAACAUCAGGCUGAUUUAUCAUCGUCAUCUCAAGUUUCAAGUUCAAAACAAUUUAUAAAAACUUCACCAAAUUCUGUGGUGAGUACAAAUAUGAAUGAAAAUGGUGAUGAAAAUGAAACAGUCUCAAAUGUCAAGAGUUCUCCACAAUUUCAAGGAUCCACUUUAAAGCACUUAAAGUCUAACCAGGAAAAUCUGGACACUUCCUGCCUGGUCAAACCAGCCACUGUGGAAGGCAAGCAGACAUCUGGAACAAAUCACCAUAGUAAUCAAAGUGAUAACCUGUAUUUCCAUAGUGACCAUUUAACAGAUUCUCAAAAUUCUGGACUAAAAGCUGUAGCAGACGCCAGGUCAAAGUUCAGGUCAAAGGUGGAAUGUGAAAGAAACCUGACCCCAUAUUUACAAAAUGAAAACAGAGAAUUAGAAAGAGGGAAUUGUGAAAGUGUUGAGAAGAACUCUGUCUCAAAUCUGGAGAAGUAUGAUUUUCAAACUGUAAAAUCUAUUUUGGACGUAACUAUACUGUCAUGUGAAAAUUCUACAAAAAGUGAUGAAACUUUGGAAUUUAAUACAGAAAAUAAACAUUUAGAACUUGGAAUCAGUGAUAUAGUUUCUAGUGAUGAUAUUCUAGCAGAUAAGCUGUUUAUUACCGACCAACCCAAAUCACAAGAUGAAAGAAAUCUUUAUACCAGUGACCAAAAUAGACACAGAAUUGAAAUAAAAUAUGAUAAACUAGACGAAAUAUUUAAUAGUGAUGAUAAAAAACUGGUUCAAAGAGAAGCCACAAGCGCUGAGCAGGGUUUGAAAGAGUUGGGCCAAGUUCCACUGGAGUCUUGUACAUCCAGGUUUAAUGAGCCUUGUACGUCCAGGUUUAAUGAAGUGAAUUAUAACAUUAGUACCAAAACUGAUAACUUCCAGCAAGGUAGAUUAACAGACUCUAACAACCAGUCUGAAUCUCACAUUGAUAAUUCUAUAGACUUUUCUGACAGUUGUUAUGAUAAACAUACUGAAAGAUUAUCAGUAGACUUGAAUGCCCAGCCAGGUGCAGCUCAUUUAGAAAAUGUUGUGAAACCUGAGACAAGUUUGAAAUCAGACUGGAGUGUUGAAGAUAAGACUACUUCCCUCACUGAAAGAAAUGUUGAUAAAAAAGAUAAUUUCUUCAUAAAUACAGUGAUUCAAACACUCCCGAAUACACAGGAACCUUUUGAUGAAGGCAGAACUACAGACAACUUGUGCUCACCACAGAUAAACUAUUCUAAACCUGCCAAUGUAUUCAAGGAUAUCAAAAAUAACUUAAAUUUGACUUUAAAUGAUUCCUUGACAAAGGGUGAGUCAUGUGAGGGAAGUGUUUCACAUUCAAUAGGUUUAGUCAAUUCAGAUGUGAAAGGUGAAAAAGACUCAGGAGAUAGCAGUUUUAAGUCAUGUGAGGACAUAAAAGAAAGUGCAAAUCAAAUAGGAAAUAGCAGUUUUGAGUCAGUAGAAAGUUUUAAGGAUUGUGUGCAAAGUUUAACUGCAAGUAGGGAUCAGAGUGCAGAGAAUUUUUAUGAUUCAUUUUCUGAAAUUGGGAUUAAUUCUCAUUCUGAGGUGGAAUUUAGUGAAAAUUGUAAUGAGGAUAUUUAUGAUUCUAGGUCUCAUAAUGAGGUGAAAGAACAAACUGUGCCUGAAGACAAAAACAUCAAAUUACAUGAGGAUUGCCAAAAUAAAUUACAUUAUACUUUAUAUCAGAGGGAUACCAAAUUACAUAAACAUGUUGAAAAUUCAGGAGAGACAGUAUCGAGGCAUUUUGAUGUAAAAAAAUCAGAGUUAUGUGAUCUUGUAUCGAGGGAGAAUGUACACGAUGGUAUUAGAACAGCUGGCACCGUCAGCCCGGAUCAUGUAAACUUUGUAACACAAACCGAGAACCAACAUAAAGUUAGCUGUGAAAAUAAUUACUCAGAACUGACAAGUGUUAAACUUGGGGAGGCUGAAACUCAUAAAACUUUUCUUCCAACUUUUAUACCGACCAAUGAUACCAACAGACAUUUACACAAUCAUUCAGUCGAAAUACAAGAUGUAAUUUCUGAUAGUCCUUUGUUAAACUGUGGAAGCGAAUCUCAACUGUUACUGGCAGACGACCAAAAUAAAGUUUGCGAAUCAAAAGUAUUGAGUGUUAAAGAAACUAAACCAACAAUUCACAGUGAAAAUUAUAAUAGUGACAACAAUGGUCAUGUGACUUUAAUUUCCAAAUAUGGAGCCAGUAAUAAUUCUUUGGAUAGAAGUUUUGAAGAUUCGGAAGAAAUUUCUACAUCAUCGGAAGUAGAUCAUUUUUCAAAUGUGUGUACCUCAUUCAGCCCCACCAUGACCACAAGUAGAGAGGAUUUGAACUCUCAGGCGCGGGAAGCCGCUCAAAGCCUGAUUGGUUCAUUUCUUCAUUCAGGAGCUAGGUGCAGUAGCGCUAAAAUGGUGGACCAGAGUACUCUUGACAUGUUAAAUGGCGUGCAAAGUGGUGAAAGUGUUUUUUCUGAUAAUGGUGCGAAUUCCAGAAGUCAAUUAAGAUGUCAGAAUUCAGAGAGUGUUAGUAACAUAAACAAUUCCAACAACCAAACUAAAUCAUCCAUCUUGAGUGCUAAAGAGAAAUUUUUUCAAACAGAACAAGGCAACAAUGUGAAUAAUGGCAAAACUGUUUCCAUCUCCAAAUCAAAAGUUCAAGAAAAAAUUUCAAAAAUGGAUGAAAGCACUUCCAUACAGCCUCAAAUAAACAAUGUAUUUUGCGUGAAUAGCUCAAAAACUUCUCUGAAUUCCUCAAAGACGUCAGAAAAAAUCUCAAAAUUGGUUGUUCGGGACUCAAAAUCCAUACUAACAGUGAGUUAUUGUGAUACACACAUUUCUAGUCAUAUCAAAGAUACCAUCAGAGUUACACAGGCACCGGCUGAGGAACUUAAAAAUGCUGAGGAGACCAAGAGUGAGAUUUUGAGCCAAUCAUCCAGUUCAUCUCGAAGUCACAAAGAAACCAAGACAUCCUCAAGAUUUUAUAUCAAAGAUGGAAAGAUUGUCUCCCCUGACGGAAAAGUUCUUCCAAUUAGUGCUGAUGAAGUUUUUGGCAAGUUAAAUAAAGAAGUUGAGUUUAAUGAUAAAAACCCCUCAUUGCAUGAUAAGGCAGAAUGUGAUUUGAAUAUGUCUGAUAUCUCAAAAUUAACCAACACCAAUAACACUGACAAGCUUCAGAAUUCCUCUCUUAUCUCCAGCCUGCAGUCUCCUACAGACUUAUCUACCAGUGGAGAGAAUAAAAAACAAUUUCUGCCAUGUAACGAUGAAGGGAUAUCAGAAGAAACUAAUUUAAAUGAUUCUGUGACGUCAGAGAAAACUGUGGAGGAAGGUCAAAGUUUAUCAGACACAAAUUCAAAUUAUUUGGCAAUCAAAAUAACAUCAGGUAAAUCCUCGCCUCGUGCAGCUUCAAAUUGGAAUCGUGUAAAAGCUCAACUGCCAAAAUUUGAAUCUUCAAAAAUGUCCAAUAAUCGAAAUGGUUCAACAGCUAACCUCAACAGCCCGGAGGUGAACGAGAGAAUAGUACAACUUCGACAAUCUGCUGAAAAGUUUGCUCAGGCACGCUGUUCCUCUCCUCCUCUCGAAAACAGAUUUAGACGCGUUGCUAAGGAAGUGAUGGUAAAAUCAAAUUUGAAGAAAGACAUGACCCAGAUGUCAAGUGCAGGAAAUGUGAAUUUACAUAAAACUGAAGCAAAUGUUAUGUUAGAUUCCAAAUCAAAAACUGUGAAAACCAAAACACCUGAACGUUUAAUCCCGAAGACGCCAUCUUUGGUUAAAAGUAAAAGUACUGGAAGUGACUAUAAAAGAGUGGUUCAAAAACAAAGUGACAAAAACCUUUUGGAUAAAAAAUCUGCAGUUGUACGACCAAUAUCACCAUUAGCUUGUGAAGUGAACAAUACUUUCAAAUCAACCACCCUUCCUCGAACAUUAGUAAACAAAUCAACUGGCCAAAUAAAAUCUAAACCAACUGUGAUUGUCAAACAGAAAAUGGGUCCAGGGCCAUUUCCUGUGGGAGAUAAAUCUUGUGACAAUUUAACCACACUGCCAUCUGAAGCUGUAGAGACAUCAGUCAAUCCUACCAUGGUGCUCAGUGAUUACGAUAACCUUCCAAAACCAGUGGGGAACGUGCCUAUCGAGGUUCAUGUUGUGUCAAAAAGCCAGAUUCCGUCUGAUUCUAAAAGUACAAAUCUACAGACUCAUCCUGAAAUAAAUGUGCAACCGUCUGACAAAUAUGAAGUUGAAACAACCUCAAUUUCUGCAAAUGGAAGCCGAAAACCCAGUCAAGAGGAAGUUGAGAUUAUUACAGAUUUUCCAAGUGAUAUUUCAACACCAUCAGAAGAGAGUAUUGGCAAUGACCAACUGUGUAAUGUGGAAUUGAAAAUUACUGAAGAAGAUCUACAAAGUUCAGAGUCGGACAGCAGGAAUCAGAGUUUUGAAAAUGAACCAGAUGAGAGCCUGAUUUUCAGUGAGGAGAAAUUGUCUUCAGAGGAUAAAAGUUUUGGUAUGGAGCCAGCCCACAAGAUUGUCACUGAAAAGGUUACAGAUGGGGAGAAGACAUUAGAAGUAAACUGUGUGAACCAAGGCAUUUCAGAGGUAGCUUUACAACAGAAAAAAUCAGCAGAAGACAAAAAGGUAGCUGCUUCUGAGAGCAUUGCAAAAGCCUCUCUGGAUGCCCCAGAACUAUCUGAAAAAGUAAACGUGCAACCCAGAGAUGAGACACCACAAUCUGAGGAUGAUCCAGAAAUUAAAAUGGCCAGAGUCAAUAGAUUUAAGGCUACAAAAGCAUUAUGGAAGAAGACAGUCACUCAAGUCAUCAAUAGUGGCAAACCUCCAGAAGUCAGUGAGUCCAAAGUUGAAGCAGCCGUAGACACUAAAUCCAACACCAGUCCAGGAAAGGAUAAAGUUCAGUCACUUCGUAAGAAUUUGAGCAGCAAACUUACAACACCAGUCUCUGAAUCACCCCUGACAUCUCCGCUGGCAAACAGGAAGUACCAGUGGGUGAAAGGAGAAGGAGGAAUCUGGAAGAAGGAGUACCUCGAUGUUCCUCGAGAAGGGUCAUCUUCACCAUCAAUCUGUGGGUCCCCAAUGAGGGCUCGGUCUAUUUCACCUAGUCCUAUCAACGUUUGGUUACCUACCACUUCUACUUUAGAUCAUCAAACAGUCAUUUGUGAAAAUCUACUAAAAGAUACAUCUUGUGAUAAUGGCACCAAACAAACAGGUGCCCCUGAAAUUGUCCUCAGCACAGAAGAAUCAAAUUUGGAUAUAUCAGCUGUAAUUAAUGAUCAAGAACCAACCUUGAAAUAUGAGACCAUCUCAAAAAUUUCUGCUAAUCUGCCAUCAAGGGAACCAGUGCAAUCUUAUCAACAAAAAAUGGUGGAAUUUGAUAAAACUGUAAACAAGAAACCUGGAGAAAUAUUCACCCAUGAUUCACCUCAAUCAUUAAUGAAUGAUAAGAACCAGAUUCACGGCAAAGUGGGAAACAAAAAUAUGGAGUUUAAACAGAAAAUUGCACAUUUAGAAUCAAGUUUUAAUUCCAACAAAAUCAAGGAACCUGAAAUCCUUUAUAGUAGUAUGACAAGAACUGCAUCAGACCAAAAUUCAACUGAAAAAUUAGAAUCAUGUGAUCAUGAAAUGCAGGAUAAAAUCAAAAACUCUGGUUCAAAAAUUAUUUCUGGUAGUGUAAAAACAGGUUUUGAAAUUCAAGAUGGUAUUGAUAAUGGUGUUGAAAUUCAUAGUAGCAAAAUCUCAAAAGAAAUUUCACCAGAAAAAUGUGUGGUUGCCGAUAUGCAAAUUCCAGUGCAUCAAGUAUCAGUGACAUCAGAGGCGCCACGUUCUGAUAAUAAUGAAACUUCUGACCCUGUGACCUUGAAGACAGAUUUCAAUGAGAUAUUAGAGCGUGAGAAAGUUGCCUCUAGACAGAAUGAGUGGCAAGGCACAGAGGAAGAAAUUCUACCCAGCCCUAUAGUGUACAUGUCAGCUGGUACAACCAACAAUCACAAUACUGAUGACUCCAAUCUUCUGUCUCCUCAGAAAGCUCAUCCUGAAAGUGCAAUAUUCAUGUCCAAAUCUCCUGAUAAACAACUCAGUUCCAGUCUACUCUGUGACUUAUUUUCCCCUUCUGGUGUUGUGGUUCCUCGUAGACUCAAAAAACAGGGAAAAUCUAAAAAUUUGAAAUUAUUAACGGAAGGAGCUGUGCGUUGUCCAUCCUUGGUGUUGGAAGAAUCAUAUUCCGAUGAAGAACUCUUGGAUAAACAGAAUGGAAAAUGUUCCAUUGUUUUGGAAACGGAUUUUAGCAGUUAUGAACCAGUUGAGAAUGUGAGAAGUUCUCCACAGAGAAGUCUUCGAGAAGCUGAUAUGAAGUUUCAACAGGGAAAAUGUUUUCUGUUUAAUGUAUUGACACUUCCCGUCAUUAUGUUGGUUGUUUUAGAAAAAAUUAUCUACAUUGUUGAUUUUCUAUAG